AUGCAAGAUCUUGAGGGACCGCAUACACCCACCAAGCAGGCCAAUCACGUUCAAGACAACGAUUCCGGCGAACUCGAAGGCAGCUCAGACUGGGAUGACGAAACUGCCUUCAUGAGUUUGCUUGAUCUAAGCGACGUUCAGGAGAAGGAGGACAGCGCCUCCGCAGUUGUCGAUAAAUUACAACCUGCAUUUCUAGCUCAGGAUCGUCAGGCCAGGCAGCUCAUCAAAGACACAUACUUUCAUGUUAUAAACGACAUCAGGCGUGUUCACUCGCAAGUCGAUCGCGUAACUUCUCCUGCUUUGCUAGCCGGACUCUCUAUCUUUGUGACUAGCUCAAAAACAUUCGAGGAUGCUAUCCUACGUGAACAAGACCUCGUUGGGACAACAUACACUCAGAAGAAGGUAAUCUCAGUCAGCUUCCAUCCGCGCAGUCGACCUAUGGUUUCCCAGAACGAGCUAGAUGAUCUCUACAUGCAACUGGCCCAUAAGCGCGACGACUCGGACGAGCUCGUGAAAAGCCUAGAAACAAACAUUGGCGAGCAUGGUGACCUAUGCACACCACUUAGCGUCUUGGAACCAGGAUGGCUAAUCUCUCUUUCGUCAAGUUUCUCGAUUGCGCCAUCUAUCCAGCUCAACUUCCGUCGACGUGGAACGCCUGAUAUCUAA
Messenger RNA from Coniophora puteana RWD-64-598 SS2, 666 nucleotides. RefSeq lists its product as uncharacterized. NCBI's taxonomy places the organism in Eukaryota, Fungi, Basidiomycota, Agaricomycetes, Boletales, Coniophoraceae. The transcript has 2 exons. The record is from RefSeq and is a predicted model, not a curated record. The coding region runs from base 1 to 666 and encodes 221 amino acids.